Molecule: messenger RNA, 4329 nt
Organism: Vespa velutina
Lineage: Eukaryota; Metazoa; Arthropoda; Insecta; Hymenoptera; Vespidae
Product: transducin beta-like protein 2
Exons: 4
Coding region: 1167-3545 (792 amino acids)
Biological process (GO): endoplasmic reticulum unfolded protein response
Cellular component (GO): endoplasmic reticulum; nucleus
Molecular function (GO): exonuclease activity; protein binding; nucleic acid binding
Source: RefSeq, a predicted model, not a curated record
AAUUGUAACACAUACACACAUACAUAUAUAUAUAUAUAUAUAUGUAUAUAUCUAAAUAGAAAUUAAUUAUCGGAGAAGAAGAAAAGGAGGAAAAAUCCGAUAUCACGAUAAAUGAAAUCGGUAAAACAUAAAUAAUCCCUCUGAAUCAUAGUAAGGCAAAUACGAUCGAAUAAGAUUACGAGGUAGAGCAUUAUGAUUUGGGUUUUUACUUAGUUCUAAACUCCGCCUUUUAUAAACUCGUCUUGUGUUAUGUAUUAGAGUUAGUAUACGUGUGUUAUCGGUCCGUUAUCAUCGCACAACCGUCCCCGUCGAGAAUUCAAUGUGAUGACGAGCGUUAACUAUAUAUAUAUAUAUAUGUAUGUAUGUAUAUGUAUAUAUACGCGUAACGUUAAGUUUACGAGUGUAUGUAAAUACAGCAACACGUGUUACUGCAUUCAAUCCACACACAUGCGCAAACGAAUCUAAACGAGCUCUUCAUAAACCGGCGGGAACACGUUACUCGCGAGUCAGUAUCAUGAUGCCAGUGCUCGGUUGUGAUAGAGCACGUUUUAUAUCGUAUACAAUCUCUUCAAUUUCUUUCUCUUUUCUUUUUUUAAGUCCCCCUUUUUUUUUCUUAUCAUUACUUCAUUCGGCUUUAUUUUCUUUUCGUUUGCACGACUCAACGAGAUAAUUAAAAUCGUUUUGACUUUGGUGAUAUCUUAAAAAAGAAAAAAAAAGAGAAAGAAAGAAAGAAAGAAAGAAAGAAAGAUCACGAGCAAGAAAAUAUGAGGAGUAAUUAUUUGAUCCAUUUUUAAUUGUUCACCGAUUAAAUUGGAUUUAACGAAGAACAAAGGGAGGAGAAAGGAGUAUAACGAGAAAGAAAGAAAGAAAGAAAGAAAAAAAAGGAAGAAGAAGAAGAAAAAAAUAAAUAAAAAGAAGAUCUUAUUUAUUAUCACUCAUGAGAGAGGGAAGGUGUGUUAUUAAUUCGAAGAAAGGAAUAAAAAAGAAAAAAAGGAUAAGUGAUGAGACAACAAUAGAUAACGAAAAAGAAUUUUUACAUACUAUUUUUCAAGAGUAUCAAGAGGAUAAGAAGAGAAGGAACAUUUCUGCAUUAUUAUUAUUGGAUACCACGGACGCGGCCAAUUUCGCCGAUAUGACGAUUCAAUUGUCACCUAUAUGCAACGAAAAUGAUGGAGGACACACAAGGGAAAAUCUUUCUCAACCGAACGGACUCAACCGUCCUUGUGUUAAUAGCGACAAUGAUCUUCGGUGGAGUCGUCAUAAUCUUUGGUUACAUUGUCACCCGGUAUUCAAGAUCCCAUGGCGACGUGGACUCGACAAAAGGUGCUACAGUUCCGGAGAAAGGGAAGCGCAUUGAUUCGAGAAACUCAUUAACAGGAUCGACGACUAAUUCGAGCGUUAAUAAGCGGACGAAAAAUAAAAAGCGCCGAGAAACACAACAAGAAUUCACUCAUUCUUGGGUCGUUGGUACAUUGAAGGGUCAUACCAGUACGAUAUUUAACAUGAGUUUUUCAAGUAAUGGGAAGCUCCUCGCAUCUUGUGGUGAAGAUGGAAUGCAGCCAAACAAGGUGGUCCAGGAAGGAACUGGAGAGUCAUCGUCAAAGUCAUUCUAUCAACGGAACCCGACAUUGGUUAGAUGUUCCCCUCCUGUUACGAUAAAAGAUGACUGGAAUGGUCUAAAUCUUCAUCCUUCUUCUGUUAAUCUAAAUAAUCAUCGUCAUCAUCAUCAUCAUCAUCAUCAUCAUCAUCAUCAUCAUCAUCAUCAACAAUGUGCUUCGAUAAACGCACAAUCCGAAUAUGUGGAACAAAAUAAUCAACAACGGCCAAUUGUUAAUCAACAAAUAGAUACGCAUUAUCAAAAUUCCAAAUUGAGUCCUCAACAACAAAUAUUUUAUAUGCAACAAAUGCAAAUACAUGCUCAAAUGUAUCAUCAUUCCAUAAUGUUGCGGCAAAGAAGAUUGUACGCAUUAUGCCAUACAGGAGUUAAUUACCCAUGGGAUUUGCCGCAAUAUAAGUUUCAUGUUCUUGCCCAACAACAACGGCAAGAUCAACAACGGCUUCAUCAACGGCAAAUGCAUUUGCACUCGCAAAUGCAAAUGGAAAUGCAGCAACGAUAUGUUCAAGAACAAAUGCAAAUUCGGAAGGAACUGAAUAAAAGGAGGGAUGUAAUCCAAAAGAUGAAUGCAUCAUUGAACAACUCAUGUGUAUCGUUCAAUAACUCCAAUGCCUCCUUGAACACUUCUAAUCAAUCAUUGAACAACACGGAUGGUGCUUCUUCAAUGAAAAUCGAGAAAAUGAAUUUAUUUUAUUCCAAUCCAAAUUUUUUCAACAAUCACAUACCCAAUAAUUCAGGAUUCACCUAUCGUUACAUAUUCAGUGCCAAUGACGUUAAUCUUGAAUAUCUGUUACGUACUUAUACUCACCACACGUAUUAUUUGAUAGAGGCCGGUUAUCCGUUCAGCUGGAACUUUGAUUUUAGAAUCAAGAGAUACAUAUAUAAUUUGCACCAAUCGAAAAACACAAAUCGUCCGUUGGACGUUAACGCUAAGGAAUUUGUACCUAACGGUACUUACAAAAAACUCGAAAAUGGCGACAGCGGUAACAAUAGUAGUAAUAAUAGUUCGGACAUGGAACAAGAAAAUCUAUUGGACGACGAAGGACCAAAAAAUUUUAUAAGAUCUGCAUCGUUCUCAACGAACCGUAAGCCAGGAAUCCUUGCUAACAUUGAACAUAUUACACGACAACGUAGAAAUUCUAUCUCAAAUUUGAACGAAUGUUCAUCUAUCGAGACAAGAUGUUCGAGAUGUUUAAAAAGCUUUUAUAUGUAUCAAGCGAACGCAGAUAACACUAUGUGCCAAAAUGAAUGUAUCUAUCAUAACGGUGAACUGAGUUUUCAAAGGAAUGGAAAAUAUAAAAUUUGGACUUGUUGCAAACAAAGAACAAGUUCUCUUGGCUGUACGAGCAAUGAGACGCACGAAUGGAUUGGUUUAAAAAAGAAUUAUAAUGGUCCGUAUGUCGAUUUCGUUCGUACAAUGCCAACAAAGAAAAUCCCAGCAAAUGGCAUUUAUGGGGUUUACGGUAUGGAUUGUGAAAUGGUUAUUACCACGUCUGGUUUCGAACUUGCCAAGAUCACUAUGGUUGAUAUAUGCGGUGUUGUUGUUUACGAUCACUUCGUUAAACCAACGAGCAAAAUUGUCGAUUAUAAUACCAAUUACAGCGGUAUUACGGAGGAAAAUUUGGCAGGUGUUACGAAAACUAUUAAAGAUGUACAACAGGAUCUAUUGAGUUUUGUCAAUGCCGAGACAGUACUUAUAGGUCAUGGCCUUGAAAAUGAUUUACGUGCACUCCAUAUGCUUCACUUCACGGUGAUCGAUACCGCAUUAUUAUUGCGGCACACCUGUGACUUGCCAUACAGGCAUAGUCUUAAAAAGUUAACAAAAUUGUUAUUAUCCAAGGAUAUACAAGAAUCCAGCCACAAUUCCAUUGAGGAUGCUAGAUGCGCCAUUGAUCUCGUAUUGUGGAAAUUAAAAUUUGAUGGCUUAUAAUUUGUGGGGAGUAAAGAAAGGGAUAAAAAAAAGAACAAACAAAAGAGAAAAAGAAAGAAAGAAAGAAGAAGAAGAAGAAGAAGAGGAGGAGGAACAAGAAGAAGAAGAGGAUUUCAACGUUUUGUCGGAAAAAAGAGAGAAAAGAAGAAUAAAUAAAAUAAAAAUAAAUAAAUAAAUAAAUACAAAGAGACGUGAUCGACGAGUGCGAAAGAUCAGAGACAAAGAUAUGUACAUAUUUGUUUUAAUUGUUUGAUAACGGGGAUAUUUUUUUUUUCUUUUAAUUACAUUUGAAUCCUCAAUUUCAUUUUCUUUUUUAUGUAUAUAGAUAUCAGUAAGAAACAUUAUUCUCGAGGUCGAUUCUGUCUACCUCAUUUUUUUUUGUUGUCUCUGGAUCUCUGUCUCUUCUUCAAACAAACGUGUCUUAUUUUAAUGGAUCUCUCUUUCUCUCUCUUUUUUUCUUCUGUUUUUUUUUUUCCGUUUUUUUUUUUUCUUUUUUUUUUUCGAUUCCGCUUUAUUUUUAAUAUCAAACACGUCGACGUCACAUAUAAAAAAUAUCUCUUAUCCGACAGUGUGUUGUUAACUUCCAUAAAAAGAAAUCUGUGAUACUUUUAAUCUUUAACAUAGAUAUUAUAAGAUGCACUCACAUUGAGAAAAUAAUACGUAAUUUUAUAUACCGCAUUAUGGUGGCGUGAAUGUAGUUAUUAAGAAUCUGACGAUUUUCUUUCUUUUUUUUUUUUUUUUUUUUUUUUUUUUUUUUUUUUUCAUUUUAAUUUUUAAGAAAAUU